GUGGGGUUUAGAGGAAGCGGAAGUGUCAGAGCAGGCGGAAGUGGUACUGCCCUGAAUACCCUGAGCAGCAAGCAGAGGACGGCUUGAUAAACUCGCAUCUUCCAGAGAAUAAAAUCGGGAUUCCUAGUACGCUCUAAAUCCUAAAAAUGGAUAAGAACGACCUGGUGCAGAAAGCCAAGCUGGCAGAGCAGGCCGAGCGCUACGACGACAUGGCGGCUGCCAUGAAGGCCGUGACGGAGCAGGGCCUGGAGCUCAGCAAUGAGGAACGCAACCUGCUCUCUGUCGCCUACAAGAACGUGGUGGGGGCCCGCCGUUCAUCCUGGCGCGUCAUCUCCAGCAUCGAGCAGAAGACGGAGGGUAACGAGAAGAAACAGCAGAUGGCCCGCGAUUACCGUGUGAAGAUCGAGUCUGAACUCCAAGAAAUCUGCCACGACGUGCUGAAUCUGCUCGACAAAUUCCUCAUUCCCAAUGCAUCUCAGGCGGAGAGCAAGGUGUUCUACCUCAAAAUGAAAGGAGACUACUUCAGAUACCUGUCAGAGGUGGCCUCUGGGGAAUCUAAGAAGGACACGGUGGAGAACUCUCAGCAGGCCUACCAGCAAGCCUUCGACAUCAGCAAGAAGGACAUGCAGCCAACACAUCCCAUCCGGCUGGGCCUGGCCCUCAACUUCUCCGUCUUCUACUACGAAAUCCUCAACUCGCCCGAGCAGGCCUGCGCUCUGGCCAAGCAGGCUUUCGACGAGGCGAUCGCCGAGCUCGACACCUUGAACGAGGACUCGUACAAAGACAGCACGCUGAUCAUGCAACUACUAAGGGACAACCUGACUCUGUGGACAUCAGAAAACCAGGGAGACGAGGGCGAAACCGGCGAUGGAGAGAACUAGAGCGCACUUCACUGUUAACCCAUCCCCACUCUCUUCCUCUUCCUUUUAUCUCUCUUCCUCUUUCUUCUCUUCUUCCUCUCUUCGUACACAUAAACAGCCCGUUCAUUCCCUCGUCCCACUUUUUCAAGCCCAGCCUCCCGACUUCCCUUCUGUAUAACCAACAGCAUGAAUAGUACCUGACCUUCACAAAAGUUAGAAAAAAGGAGGGUGGUGGGGGUUGAAGAGAAACUACCCCAUCAACCCACCAUCCCUCCUCCCACCCUCCCUUGAUUAUGGCACUCCAAGGCAGGCCAGCAGACUAAAACCACUGGCUAGUCUAGUCUUAUAGCACACAGGGAGGGUAUUUAUCCAAAACCACAAAAUAAAUUGUCUUUUAGAGCCCACAUUCCCCCGUUUUUACCCUCCUUGUUUAAUCUUUUUCCUUCAUUCCUCCUGUUCUUCCCUCAAUCCUCUUCCCAACAUCUCAGUAUGUUCUCUCACCCUCCUCCCCCCUCCUCUCUCUAGCGAGUUAAUGCAUUUAUAUAGUUGUCCAUCCCUUCUCUUUUGGCUUUUCUUAGUGUACUGGCGAAUGGCUGGUUUUAUUCCACUUUAAACAAAACAAAAAAAGGUUAUUAAACUGUCCGUUUAUUUUCAACAAACACUGUGAUGCUUAGUUUUUCCUCCACCUCGCCACCAGAUCCUCGUUUGAUGGCAAAACAAUAUUCAGCUGGGAGGGGAUGUGUUUGAACAGCAGUGCAAUUCUGCUGAGGUUUAUACAGAAGGGUCCUCCUACAAGGCUGUAUUGUGACACUGACAAAUCUAAAAACAAAAGCGUUCUACCUGCUGUGUAAUCAAACACUCACCGUUUUUAUAUUAUUUUCUAACCAGGACCCAGAGUUUUAUUUGACGCCAUUUUGCAUAUUUCCAGGUCGGAGGUAAAACUAAUUUGAAAAAUUAUUAAAAGCUUAAAAAAAAGCAUUCCAUCUUAAUGUUUGAGAAGAUUUUAGACAUCUUCACAACAAAUUGGGACCUGCCUGCUUCCCUGGAUCAACCACCUGUCAAGGUGCUGUCGAACAUCAGUGCAGCCGUUCCUAAAGUUAAUUCCUUAACAUGUUCAUUUCCCUUUGCGAUUGCUUUUCUCUUUUUUUUUGUGUGUAUAACAAAUCAACCCCUUCUUUCAGGUUUUUGAAAACUGUAAAAUUGUAAAACAUUUUUAGAGCUUAACUGUAAAUCUGUUUUUGGAAAACAAAACGGUUUGUCAAUGUUGUUCGUUAACACCUGUGUGCAAUGAAAACCUUGAAGCCGUUAGUCAGCUGGUAUUUUAUGCUUUGGCAUUUUAGACCAGAUCAUUUUUGGGUACUUUCCCCCCCUUCCCCCCCCACCCUCUAUAUGCCCCUUAGCUUCUUGUACUAACAAGUUUAGAAAAGUCCUAAGUUUCCACUCGCUGCUGAAUGGUGUGAUCUACCAACAAGAAUGCAUGCUGUCAUUUUUAUCACCAUGUAAAUCUACCACAAGCAUCGAGUGGGGAAUUGUACACUCUUUAGAUUGACACUUAAACUUCUUGCUUCCUCAUUUCCAAAAUAUGAAAGGCAGUUGUGGCAGUGAGGUCAGGAGUUUUCCCUGCGACCUGAUUGUAAAACUUUUUGUCACCUUUUUCACAACAACUGCAAGAAAGGUGUAACCAAAUCCAACAAUUCGAUUCAGUACUUUGUGUAAGCCGGGGGCUUUUUGGGGUAAACCCAGCUGGCUUGUUUAACUGUUAAAUUUCUCUUUAGAAAAAAAGAAGGAAGCAGUGAUUUAAGUGUCACAGUUGACACAGUUUGAGUCCACAACAGGUACAGGUACAUGCAUUGAAGAAGCCAAAUCUUCCGGCAGCCGAUCAGCCAAUCAUCUGUAUGUGGAAGUGAGAACCUGUAGUUUGGAUCACAGUUAACGUAUUCAGGCUAGAGUUGAUAAACAUACUUACGCGUCGACCUUUUUAGAUUAUCUUUCGAAUGCAUUUAGAAAAGAGAAAACACUCAAUCGGCAGUCAACGGUACAUUUUCCGGCUUAUUUUUGGAUCGGAUCUUUUACAGUGUGUAUAUUUGAACUGGCAAAAAUCAGGCUCCUUGUGAUUUCUCUUGUUUAAACGACUACGCCCUGCCAAUAGCAAGAUACUGUAUGUGUUCAAAAGCAAUUCACAGCCCAAACUAAACUAGUCUUUUGUUCCAGACAUUGAGAAACAUCAGGGGAUGUCAGUCUGUCGAAAGCCCCUCUUUCUUCCAAAGUAGAAAUAGUUAAGUAAAUUUUUCUCUUCUCCACUCAGUGUCACAAUAACCUUGUCAUUAAUCAUCUCGACAUUCCACUCUGUAGGUGUAGAAAAGUCAUGUGUCUCAAUGUUUUUUUUUCUUUUGCUGGGGACAAAUGUUUUCAUGCACUGAAGUUUAAAAGGUAAAAAAAAAUUAUUCCUCCCUGCCGCUCUUUUUCUCGUUAGCUGAACAAAAAGGCAGUUAUUCUACGCUUUAUAAGGAAAAAAAUAUGAUCCCAUGCAGUAGUGAAUGUGGCACCGAGCCUGUCUGUAUAUCUGGUAUCUCAAAUCAUUUUGUUUUUACUGACCAGUAUUCUGCUUAAAAUAAAAAGGAAAAAAAAAAAAAUACCCAAAAAACAACAAAAAAGUUUGCUUCUGUGACGGUUUCAUUGCUUAGCGCGCACGUGGUUGUGAAAAUUUAGACUUAGCUUAAGGACACCAAUAAAAAUGAGAAAAUGACAAAAAAAAGGAAAAACCCCUCACCUCCCCCCCACCCUGGUUAUUGACGUAAUACUAGAUUUGUGUAUGUCUUUAAAAAAAAAAAAAUUCCAACUAGUUUCACCUUACAUGUUAUAAACAGGACAAAAAUGUAAAAGACAAUUUAAAGUGAAAUAAAGGUUUUAUCAGUUCCGAA
Messenger RNA from Siniperca chuatsi (mandarin fish), 3781 nucleotides. It is a transcript of the gene ywhaba, whose product is annotated as tyrosine 3-monooxygenase/tryptophan 5-monooxygenase activation protein, beta polypeptide a. Gene Ontology annotation, cellular component: cytoplasm. Gene Ontology annotation, biological process: signal transduction. Bases 147 to 881 code for a protein of 244 amino acids. The record is from RefSeq and is a predicted model, not a curated record. The transcript has 7 exons. Lineage: Eukaryota; Metazoa; Chordata; Actinopteri; Centrarchiformes; Sinipercidae.